Paramuricea clavata is the source of this 542-nucleotide messenger RNA. The record is from the annotation of a GenBank genome assembly. NCBI's taxonomy places the organism in Eukaryota, Metazoa, Cnidaria, Anthozoa, Malacalcyonacea, Plexauridae.
UUCAAUCAAGAACAAAAUUGAUAAGAGGCAAUUUGGCUCUUUGAAGAAUUCCUCAACGACUCAUAAUUUAAUUAGUUUGGUACAUCACUUAUUAAAGGAAACUGAUGCGUCAAAGUGCGCCGUUAGAGUGUUUCUUCUUGACUUUUCUAAGGCUUUCGACCUGAUAGACCACAACAUUUUGUUGCAUAAAUUAUUGGAAUUGAACGUUCCCCCAACUAUUUUUAAUUGGAUUAAAAGUUUUUUAACUGGACGGAGGCAAUGUGUGAAGCUGGGUAGUUGGUCUUCGAGUUGGAAAGUUUUAAACGGAGGAGUACCGCAGGGAACUGUUUUGGGUCCUGUUCUUUUUUUGGUUAUGAUCAACGAUCUCCUCGAUGAAUGGCCCGACCGAUGGAAGUAUGUAGAUGAUAGUACGGCUACUGAAAGUGUCAUGGUUGAUUGUAGCAGUAAUCUUCAGGAUCUCGUCGACUAUGUCUAUAAUUGGACGGUUACAAAUAAUAUGAAACUUAAUGUCACUAAAUGUAAAGAAAUGAUCCUUGACUUUG